Molecule: messenger RNA, 1235 nt
Organism: Desarmillaria tabescens
Lineage: Eukaryota; Fungi; Basidiomycota; Agaricomycetes; Agaricales; Physalacriaceae
Product: Metallo-dependent phosphatase-like protein
Exons: 6
Coding region: 19-1077 (352 amino acids)
Molecular function (GO): hydrolase activity
Source: RefSeq, a predicted model, not a curated record
AUUUAAAGGGGCUUCUUUAUGAAUGCUCUCAAGCAAGUAUCAAAGAGAUACCUUUUCAAGCUUGAAGCGCCUCGCAAGCCUAGCAUUGCAGUCAUGGAAAAUCAUAUGGGUGCUGUAGUUCUCGAAUCGGAUACCGAGGUCGUCUAUGUGGAAUAUGACAAUCCCUUUCAGCUUCCACCACCGCCCUCCGAUGAAUGGACUCGCUUUGUUUGCAUAAGUGAUACCCAUUCACAUACCUUUGACGUUCCGUGGGGAGACGUUCUCAUCCAUAGUGGUGACCUCACCAAUACAGGCACCCUGAGGGAAUUCGAGAAGACCAUGGAGUGGCUCAGGUCUUUGCCUCACAAAACAAAGGUUAUUAUCGCAGGAAACCAUGAUCUUAGUCUUGACCGGCAUGAUGACUGGUAUGAUAAGAAUUAUAAGGGUUGGCACACAAAGCCGGAAAACCUCGAACCCAUCUCAGAGCUUCUCAAAGGUCCUAAAGCAAAGAAUGCAGGGAUUGUCUAUCUACAAGAUGAGUCGCAUACUUUCCAAGUAAAAGAAGGCGGAAGAACCUGGAGCGUCUAUGGAUCUCCUUGGUCUCCAGAGUUUUGCGAUUGGGCCUUCAACUAUGAUCGACGAGAUGGAAAACGCUUGAUAUCGCAGUUUCCUAAGACUGACAUCCUACUCACGCAUGGACCUCCUUUGGGGAUCUUCGAUCUCACGAACAGCUGCAUUCGUGCAGGCUGCCGGGACCUCACUAAUCGAUUGCCUUACCUUCGACCUAGGAUUCACCUCUUUGGCCAUAUACACGAAGGGCAUGGUGCAUACGUGCAUGAGUGGCUUGCAGGAUCUAUCGAGACACCCGAGGUUCAACCUGAGAACGACUUGGAUGGAGACUACAUUGACGAUGCUGACGAUUACAUGGAUGACGGUGUGGAUCUUCCGGAACCAUGCAGUCUUUCGCAAGGUGGGGAUCGUACGGUAUUUGUCAAUGCUGCAAACUGGCCCAUGGGGAGGCGUGCCUGGGGACCAAAGGGAAGAACUCCUUUUGGAGGACCUGGGUUUAGACCGAUAGUGGUGGAUUUGAAAGACUAGAGGACACAUGUACCUGAUAUUGUAUCCUAUGCAUUAGCACCAAUUUAGGAUGGAAAUACCAAGCGGGGAAAUUUAAUCUUUACCUGACACUAAACACUGUGGACAGCCCCUAUCGCCUUCGGACCGGUCACUCCGUGGACCGAAUAAGCCGAUGGGAG